CCGAAAGGAAAGAUAUUAAGAGAUUUGAAAGUAGGAGGGGGAGGCGGAAAUGCGAAAUGAUAGGAGAAGACCGGAGGGGGUGGGAUGAAGCUAAGAGCUGGAAAGGUGAUUGGCCACAGGGAUACAGAGCUGGGGAAGGGAAAGGAUCAUGGGACGGGAGGCCUAGGCAGAACGAAAGGGGAAGGGAGCACUGGAAAGAGAUGGAGAACAGGCAGUGAUGGGGAGAGGGAGAGAGAAAAAAAAAGACGAACAACUAAAUAUGUCAGGGAUGGGGUAAGAAGGGAAGGAGGGGCAUUAACGGAAGUGAGAGAAGUCAAUGUUCAUGCCAUCAGGUUGGAGGCUACCCAGGCGUUGUUUCUCUUGGCUUCAUCUUGACAGUAGAGGAGUCCAUGGAUAGACAUAUCAGAAUGGGACUGGGACGUUGAAUUAAAAUGUGUGGCCACUGGGAAAUCCAGCUUUCUCUGGCGGACAGAGCGUAGGUGUUCAGCGAAACGGUCUCCCAGUCUGCGUCGGGUCUCACCAAUAUACAAAAGGCCACACCGGGAGAACCGGACGCACUAUACCACACCAGCUGUCCUGACGAAGGGUCUCGGCCCGAAACGUCGACAGUGCUUCUCACUACAGAUGCUGCCUGGCCUGCUGUGUUCCACCAGCAUUGUGUGUGUGUUGUGUGAUUCCCCGAGUCUGUAGCGCGCGUAGUGGACAAUCCCGGUACUGCAGGGGAUCAGCAGCUCUCCGAAAGUGAAAGCAUUCUGAAUCAGGAAGUGCUGGAGUUAACAUGGCUUCGAAAGGACCGGCCGAGAGUUGGACCGAGGAGGUAAUUUGUCCCAUCUGCCUGGAUUUCUUCACCGAUCCGGUUAUACUGGAGUGUGGACACAACUUCUGUCGCUCUUGUAUCACACAGUGUUGGGAAAGGGAGCAGAAAAACUCCUGCCCGGAAUGUCGAGAGGAGUUUACUGACCGCACCCUCAGGGUGAAUCGGGCCUUAGCAAAUCUGGCUGAAAAAGCUCGAAAUCUAAACCUGAAUCCGAAAGGGAAGGAAAGUAAACGUCACUGCGAGGAACAUGAGGAAGAGCUGAAGCUGUUUUGUGAAACGGACAAGACACUGAUCUGUGUGAUCUGUGCAGCUGCGCAGGAACACAGAGAGCAUCGAUUUGUGCUGAUUAAAGAGGCUGUUAAAAACUAUAAGGAUCAGCUAAAAUCUUCCUUAGACUCUCUCACAAAAAAGAAAUCAGACUUCCAGGAAAAGGAGCAGCAACAGAAAGAGAAGAUUUCCGGAGUUCGGGAACAGUCACACAGUGUUCAGUCCCACAUCACAUCCCAGUUUGCUGAACUGCGCCAGAUUAUCACUGAGAAAGAGCAGAGCUUACUCAGGGAUCUCAGGGAAGAAGAGAAGAGGAUUCUCAACCCAAAGGAGAAAAAUCUUCUAGCACUUCAAGAGAAUAUAAGGAGUAUUCAGGAGGAAAUCACUAAGUUAAAGGAACAGAUGGAUCAGAAAGAUGGUGUGAUAUUUCUGAAGGAAGAAGCUCGUCGGAACAGAAGGAUUAAUGACGAUGUCCAGGAAUUGUCAGUGACAGAUGAGACCCUACCGGUUGAAAAAUACGAUCACCUCUAUUUGUUGAACACAGUGCUGAGAGAAAUGCUUGAUGCUAUUAAUCGAGUCUCUGUCACCCUGGAUGUGGAAACGGCGAAUCCUCGGCUCGAGGUGUCUGAGGAUCGGAAGAGUGUGAGACGGACCCGGAACCGGAGGGAUCUCCCUGACACCGGGAAGAGAUUCACAGACUGGCCUUGUGUGCUGGGAUCGGAGGGAUUCACAUCGGGGAGACAUUACUGGGAGGUGGAGGUGACGGGGAUUCGGCGCUGGUGUCUGGGAGUCGCCGCAGAGUCUGUGGAGAGGAAGGGACCGGUCAGACUGAGACCGGAGACCGGAUUCUGGGUUAUCGGGCGGGAUUAUGACGUGUUAUAUCGGGAUUGUGACGUGUUCGGUGGUCCCCCCUCCCCCGAGUCCCGUCUCGCUGCCGGUCCCAUCCCCGGGAGGGUGGGAGUUUAUCUCAGUUACGAGUACGGGACAGUUUCAUUUUACAACGCGGAGACCAAGUCCCAUCUCCACACAUUCACUGGGAAUAAAUUCACGGGGAAACUUUAUCCUUUCUUCCGGACCUGGGGUGUAAAUCAGUGGCUGAGAAUCUGCUCCGGUUCCGCUCCAGGUCUGUAAACGGGUCGGGUCCCGGGACCGGCGCCAGGAGUAAAGUCCCUGUAAAUAUAAAUGUGCGGAGAGUGCAGCUAAAUACGUGGCUAAGGGGAUGGUGCAGGAGGACAAUUGGGCUUUGUUCCCGGGAAGGUGGG
Molecule: messenger RNA, 2346 nt
Organism: Hypanus sabinus (Atlantic stingray)
Lineage: Eukaryota; Metazoa; Chordata; Chondrichthyes; Myliobatiformes; Dasyatidae
Product: nuclear factor 7, brain-like
Exons: 6
Coding region: 779-2215 (478 amino acids)
Biological process (GO): protein ubiquitination
Molecular function (GO): zinc ion binding; ubiquitin-protein transferase activity; protein binding
Source: RefSeq, a predicted model, not a curated record